AUGGAUACAGCCUCCGAAACUGCGGUUACUUUUAGAAAUAACUCUAAUAGUAUAAAAAGAUGGCGUCCCAGCUCCCUCAUGAACAUAGUGAUUAAAAAUAACAAGCCCGAAUCAGUUCUACAGUCAAUUGAUGUUGAUAAAGAAAUGAAUGAAAAGAAAAUCAGUAGAUCAAAAUCGCUGAACAGUGGUUGGACAACGGCAGUGGCUGUUGUUCUCAUUGAAGCAAAGAAUGUAUCACAUUUGCUUCAAGAUGACAUGACAAAGGGACUGUUUUGCAAAUUACGGUUGGGAAUAGAAUCGUAUAAAUCGAAGUCAUCUUCGAACAGUAUACACCCAGAAUGGCGUGAGAGGUUCAAGAUGCAUUUAUAUCAUGACAACAUUCUCCAUGUGUCGCUAUGGGAUCGAGGGAACCCGAAAAUAUCCAUAGGCAGCUGCGCGGUGGAUUUAGCGAAAUAUCAAAAGGAGCGUACUCAUGACUUAUGGCUGGAGCUUGGAGAGAGUCCUGCAAAAGUCCACCUCUCCAUAACCAUGUGUGCUGUACGGGCGGUGGUUUCAGAUGAAUGUAUAUGCAACUUCAAUAAAUAUAAUGAAACAUAUUCUAUUUCCAACUUGGAUACGAAUUUGAAUGAUGUUGGAGUGCUCCACGUGAAGGUGAUUGGAGCAAGAGGUCUAGGUUCGAAGCCACGUGCGUACUGCACUCUGCAAGUGGACAAUCAAAAAGUGCAAACGCAUCGAGCUGGUACCACUUCAGAGAUCGUCUGGAACCGCUGCUAUUUAUUCAAUAUAAGCGAUGUAUCAUCUACGCUAGAUCUCAAAGUGUAUGAAAGCUCGAUCGCUAAUACGCUUCUCAACGAGUCUAUAGGAAAAGUGUCGAUUCCAUUGUUGAGGGUAGCGAACAAUGAAAAGCGCUGGUAUGCUUUAAAGGACAGGAAUAAGAGGAAUAGUGCGAGGGGCGACCACCCCCGAGUGCUGCUACAGAUGUCGUUGAAGUAUCAUCCAGUAAAGGCUUCGCUGAAAUUAUUUCAAGCCAAGGAAGAGCAACACGUGAAGAAAGGGAUGAAAUUUGAUAUUGGUCUAUUGUAUAGCAACGUCGUGUUUGUCUCUCACGUAUUCCAGGCAUUGCAACAAAUUAACGAAUUUUACAAACGAUUAUUCGAGUGGGACGAUCGUGAAUUUUCAUUAUUUGUUUUAAUUGGAUGGAUUAUCUUCUGCUAUUUUAUACAAAUCUGGAUGAUACCGCUAUCAUUAUUAAUGCCAUUCCUCUGGCAUUGGAUUUGGAAUAGACACCAAGAUAACGUACUUGUUGCACGAGAAUCAUUCAACGAAGAUGACUUGGACAUGAAUAAUAAUAUAAAGGAUGAGAGCGACAAAGGUCUGAUGAGUCGAGUUAAAAUCAAUGAAAUACCGCAAGUUACUAUAACAGUCACAAAAGGAAUUGAAAUGAUUGCUUCCUACGCUGAAAGAGCUCAAAACUUAGUCAGCUUCAAGGUACCAUUUAUUAGCUACGUUGCGAUAUGUCUACUGCUUGGGGCGACUUUUGGUCUUUAUCUUAUACCAUACAGAUACAUCAUGAUGGCUUUUGGUGUAAUGAAAUUCACAAGGAAAUACUUAUAUCCGAAUCGAGUUUUAAACAACGAUUUAUUGUAUUUCUUCUCAAGAAUACCUGAUGACGCAAUAUUGAAAGAUUGGAAGGAGUUACACAUACCGAAACCACAGGAGGAUAAUUCUAGAUAUCAGGCAAGAUCUGUCAGCACCUCAAUUUGA
Messenger RNA from Pieris macdunnoughi, 1764 nucleotides. Lineage: Eukaryota; Metazoa; Arthropoda; Insecta; Lepidoptera; Pieridae. The record is from the annotation of a GenBank genome assembly.